AUGAGCUCGGUCAAUAUUGAUGCUCCUAAAGUCGUCCAAUACGACGGCAUACCCUAUUUCACACCUGCGAACAAUGGCGGUGCUGCGAUCAAUCUUAAUGCCGAAACCCCUACCCUCUUUCGCCCAUUGAAAAUCCGAGAUGUCACCCUGAAGAAUCGCGUCAUGGUUGCGCCGAUGUGUAUGUACUCGACCGAUCCCAACCCGUUAUCGCCCACAGUUGGGGCUUUGACAGAUUAUCACAUUGCACAUCUUGGGAACCUCGCGCUAAAAGGUGCUGGGUUGAUUAUGAUUGAGGCGACUGCUGUCCAGGCGAAUGGCCGCAUUUCGCCCAAUGAUUCGGGCCUCUGGCAAGAUGGAACUGAAUCUGAGCAAUUCAAAGGACUUAAACGUAUCGUUGAUUUCUUGCACAGUCAAGGUGCCACAGUUGCUAUUCAGCUAGCUCAUGCAGGCCGCAAGGCUAGCACCUCGGCGCCGUGGAUCGCUAUGCAGGCGGGCAAGCGGAGCAUUCGGGCUGAAAAAAGUGCUGGAGGCUGGCCAGACAAUGUCGUUGGACCCUCUGGUGGAGAAGGGCACAUUUGGAGUGCCGAUGGAUAUUGGGAGCCAAGAGAACUCAGUACCACGGAAGUUGAAGACGUGGUCAGGGCAUUUGCAAAGAGUGCUGAAUUAUCCGUGCAAGCUGGCGUCGACGUUAUUGAAAUCCACGGAGCUCAUGGUUAUUUGAUCUCCCAGUUCUUAAGUCCGGUCACCAACCGCCGAGCAGACAAAUAUGGUGGAUCAUUUGAGAACCGAACACGAAUUGUUCGAGAAAUUGCAGCAGCCGUACGCUCUGUUGUUCCAACCGGAAUGCCCCUUUUCCUGCGCAUCAGCGCCACCGAAUGGCUCGAGGAUAAAUUUCCCGAGUCUUGGGAUAUGCCAUCUUCAAUCAAGCUCGCCAAGCAACUCCCGGAUCUAGGGAUUGACUUCCUUGAUGUCAGUUCUGGUGGUAACCACAAGGAUCAAGUCAUCGAACCCCAUACAAACUACCAGAUUGAUCUCGCUAGAAAGAUUCGAAAGGAAAUCCGCGAGACUGGACAGACCACCUUAGUUGGUGCCGUCGGGUUUAUCACAGAAGCGGAUGCAGCAAGUCAAAUUGUCCAGGGUGCUGAUUUAGACUCGGAAGCCAUCGCAACCGAAUCGAUGCUGACGGGGUCACACCCAGCGGCAGAUGCUGUCUUGAUGGCGCGCCAGUUUCUGCGUGAAGCGGAUUGGGUCAUGAAUGCUGCGAAAAAGCUGGGAGUUAAAGUAACGGUCGCUGCCCAAAUUGGACGUGCAGUGUAA
This is a messenger RNA of Penicillium macrosclerotiorum, 1317 nucleotides long. Its product is annotated as NADH:flavin oxidoreductase/NADH oxidase. The transcript has a single exon. Lineage: Eukaryota; Fungi; Ascomycota; Eurotiomycetes; Eurotiales; Aspergillaceae. The record is from RefSeq and is a predicted model, not a curated record. Gene Ontology annotation, molecular function: NADP binding; FMN binding; NADPH dehydrogenase activity. Gene Ontology annotation, cellular component: intracellular anatomical structure. Bases 1 to 1317 code for a protein of 438 amino acids.